Molecule: messenger RNA, 1041 nt
Organism: Salvia miltiorrhiza (redroot sage)
Lineage: Eukaryota; Viridiplantae; Streptophyta; Magnoliopsida; Lamiales; Lamiaceae
Exons: 4
Coding region: 1-1041 (346 amino acids)
Molecular function (GO): nucleic acid binding
Source: RefSeq, a predicted model, not a curated record
AUGAGAAGAAAGGACUUGGCAACGGAGGAGAGGUCUUCAAUCCUUCAAUUCCUGCUUUUAGAGUGCAAGAAUGGGAAGUCACCAAGCGGCAAGAUGAAAGCUAUGGAGGAGAAGUUCCAUGUCUGCCGGCGGACCAUUUCUCACAUUUGGUUUGAAGCAAAACAGCAACAAGAUCAAGGUCAGUGUAUAAGUUCAACAGGUAAGAAGAUAUGUAGGCCAAGGAGAAAAAGAGUGCACAUAGACCUAGAACUAAUUGCAAGUUUAGAGAUAAAGCGAUCAACAAUUAGAAGACUAGCAAAUGGCAUAAACUGCAGCAAGAGUACUGUAGGGCGAUGGAUAGAUCAACGGUUGAUCAAAUCACGUACUAAUGCUAUAAAACCUGACCUUGCAGCCCCAAAUAAGCUGUUAAGGAUGAGGUUUUGCUUAGAGGCAAUGGAGUAUGAUAGGCUGCAACAUGCCAUUGUUGCUCAAGAUGGUAGUGUGCUAUUUGAUGGGAAGAUAGGCAUCUUCCCAUUUACAGAGAUGGUGGCAGCCAAGAGAUCAAGUAAAAACAGAGUGGCGGGAACUCUAGAGCAGAAGCUUAUACCUGCCAUCAAAGCCAAGUGGCCCUCAUUUUACAGCAAGGAUAUCUACAUACAACAAGAUAAUGCAAGACCACACAUAAAAAAUGAGGACAUAGAUUUUAGAGAGGUUGCAUCAAGUGAUGGUUUCAAUAUCAACAUUGUUCAUCAACCUCCAAACUCGCCCAACACCAAUAUCAAUGACCUUGGAUGCUUACAAGGUUGCAUGCUAGAGAUUUUGAAGGUGAAGGGGCAGAAUUACUACAAACUACCCCAUAUGAAGAAAGGCUCAUUGAUUAGACAAGAGAUGAUGCCACUAUGUUUGGAAGUUCCACAACAGCUUGUGAGUGGAAGCAUAGCAUAUUUGAAAGAAAAAGGUGAAGUGGAAGGCAUUGAAGACCUAAUGCAGAGGUUGGGUGUUCAUGAAGCAAUAAUAGAUGGCAUUGAAUCACAGUUCAAUGCCCUAAUGUUGCUUGACUAA